This is a messenger RNA of Spodoptera frugiperda (fall armyworm), 5152 nucleotides long. RefSeq names its product RUN and FYVE domain-containing protein 2. Gene Ontology annotation, molecular function: metal ion binding. Gene Ontology annotation, cellular component: cytoplasm. The transcript has 14 exons. The record is from RefSeq and is a predicted model, not a curated record. NCBI's taxonomy places the organism in Eukaryota, Metazoa, Arthropoda, Insecta, Lepidoptera, Noctuidae. The coding region runs from base 427 to 2499 and encodes 690 amino acids.
AAAACCAAGCCGUAACUUUUUAAACAGCAAAUAUUCCUCUUCCUAAACUUGCAACCACCUAAGCUGCCAGUUUCCCCAAUUGGCCGAUAGAUGGCAACACGCGCAGCGAGUAUUGAUUUUCCCAUUGUUGUAGGUGGUAAGUAGCGCUUGCCGGGAAAUCGAUAUUUAUUCUGGACGUCGGAACUGGAAAAACCAUUUCGCUGAGAGUUUUUCGGGGAAAUAUCUCGUGUUUAUCGUUAAUAUUGCAAAGAAAGUUAUAAAAUACGAACUUACGCUUCGUUGUUUUGCGAUUAACAAGUGAAUUGACAAACAAUUACUAUUUUGACCUUCAUAAUUGCGCAUCGUGUGAAAUGAUUAUAAACGGGUGAUCAAAAUUUACGUGACGCUGUUGAUUGUUUCGCUUGAUAGUUUAUUUGCUGCUUUAUUAUGCGUUCGCUUGCCGCGGUUCAUGGGGUGGAUCCCUUGCCCGAAUUAGGCAUUCCAUCGGCCAUUCAACAUCAGGGUGACGGCAACCCGGACGGUGAUAUGGCCGGCGCGCAGGACACUAUCUACCUGUGCAAUUUCCGCGUAUCCGUCGAUGGAGAGUGGCUCUGUCUAAAAGAAUUACACGAUAUGGAAAUGCAGGACUCAUUCCAUCGCCCAUCUGCCCAAGGCACCAUUACAUCGCCUGACGAUCCGAUGAAUACUUUGAUGGCACGGGAUCCUGUUGUGAUCGAACGCAGCAAUCUUGUGAACAUCUCGAAACUAAUCGUGAAGGAGCUGAUCGAACAAUCUCUCCGCUAUGGUAGGAUGCUUGACAGUGAUCACUUGCCCUUGCACCACUUCUUCAUCGUGCUCGAGCAUGUUAUGCGCCAUGGACUCAAACCCAAGAAGGGAUUACUUGGGCCGAAGAAGGAGCUAUGGGACAUCUUGCAAAUGGUUGAGAAAUACUCGCCGGAAGCCGCUGAUAUUACGGCUAGCGUGAGGGACCUCCCCACUGUUAAGACCGCAAUGGGUCGUGCUAGAGCUUGGUUGAGGUUGGCGUUGAUGCAAAAACGGCUGGCUGACUAUCUUCGUAUUCUCUUGGAACACCGUGAAGAUACGUUGGAAGAAUACUUUGAGCCCCAUGCUCUGAUGCUCAAUGAAGAAGCUGUCAUCAUUACUGGCCUCCUAGUAGGCCUUAACGUUGUCGAUUGCAAUUUGUGUGUGAAGGAAGAAGAUCUAGACAGUCAACAAGGCGUAAUAGACUUCUCGCUUUAUUUACGCGGCAGUAAUUCGUCCAAUGACCUAGCCGGCAAUGGUAACGGUGAUUCAGAACCGAAACAACGCCAUAUCAACACAAUGCUAGACCAGAAGAAUUAUAUCGAGGAGCUCAACAGACAUCUCAAUGCAACAGUAGCAAACCUCCAAGCCAAGGUUGAGAGCUUGACUACAACGAAUGCAUUAAUGAAGGAAGACUUGGCAAUAUCCAAAAACACGAUGAUUCAAUUAGUUGAAGAAAACAAUCAACUAAAACAUGCUCUUGGGCAAGACAUAACCAAAGAUACCAGGAUGAAAGUGACGGAAUUGCAGUCUGAUGAAGAGGAGAAACGUAGCGUCAAGAGCGUAGCCUCUGAUAAGUCCAAAAAUGAUAGCGAGGCGAGCAAAAAUCUUGAAGAAGAAAGAAAGAAGUAUUUGGAACUUCAAAGGGAACUGGAUUUACAGAUUUCACUUAAAGCAGAAAUGGAGGUGGCAAUGAAAUUGCUAGAGAAAGAUAUACACGAUAAACAAGACACAAUUAUAUCGUUGAGAAGACAACUCGACGACAUAAAACUAAUCAACCUAGAGAUGUACAAAAAAUUACAGGAAUGUGAAAGUUCCUUGAAACAUAAAACUGAGCUAAUAGCCAAAUUGGAAGCAAAGACUGAAUCAAUGGGCAGCACCAUACAUCAACUCGAUGAGAAGUUGCAAGAAGAUAAGUUAGCUAGGAAGAAUUUAGAAGACAGUGCUCGCUCACUGGGACAGAAGGCAGCCGCUGCGGAAACCAGAGCCGUGGCUGCAGAGGGCGACCUCAGAAUAGAACGGGAAUGGAGGGUGUCUUUACAAGAAUCAAUGAUGCGGGACCGCGAUAAGAUAUCAAUGUUGACACAAGAAGUGGAGUCUCUCAAAUCAAUUGGACAGAAAUACCUCUCACUGCAAGAAGAACAGCAUGUAUUAAAAACUCAAUACGUGGAAGCGCAGAAAACUCUAGAAGAAGUGGGGGCGACACUGAGCGAGAACAAACUGCAAUUAGCCGAGUUGUUAGAGAAGGAGGCACAAGCACAAAAUGUGGAGGAGCCCCCGACAUGGACACAUGAUAAGGACGCCACAGCUUGUACUGCGUGUGCCAAAGAAUUCUCUAUUGCUAGGCGGAAACACCACUGCCGUCGGUGUGGCCAUAUAUUCUGCGCAUCGUGCAGCGACAAAACAGUCGCGUUAGCUGGCAACACUAAACCCGUGAGAGUAUGCGACGCGUGUUACGCAGAAGUGAGACUAACGUAGCUAAUACAAUUGUAGAAUAGAUUAAUAUAUUAUUAGAAUUGAUCAAAUUGACCAACAUACGUUCAUACAAUUUUAAAGGAUCUGCCAAUGUUAGGGAAUGUGUAACGUGAAAUUUAUUGAACAGAAACUAAUGUUAAGUAUGCAGUUGGAUAUUUUUAGUUCGGCUCCACUAAUAUGUUAAAGCUCUAAAUAACAGUAAACAGACUAUGUUUAAAGAUUUUUUGUGUAUAACCCCACUCACAUGCAUAUUCUUGUACAGAAAAUCCUAGUGUCUACGUUUUUAUAAAACAAAAAAAAACAAACAAUUUAAAUAAUGAAUUACAUGUAAAAUAUAUUAGAAAGAAAUGGUGAGAAAACAAGAGUUUUAAAUCAACGAACUGUAACUGCCGUAAAAAUAAAUGAAAUUGGUCAAUUUGAACGUGUCCUUAAUAGAGAUCGUAUAUUGUUUAUAAUUAUUGUACGUAACGUACGAUAAAUGGGGAAGUCGACCGAGGUUUCUAUAAUUGUUUGUUGACCACAGCAAGUUUUUAAGACUGAUGUUAAACUUCAGUAGAUGAAUCGUUGUUGGUAUGCUAAGUGGGUAGAGAUACAACAUUAAAUAAACAUUUUUAUCACUUUUUCCCAUCCCACCCAUCCUAAUCCUAAGACAUCCCAAUACGAAGAAGUAGAACACAUCUAGAAAAACGUAUGCAUACCUCAUAGGAUAGACAUACAAGAAAAAAGCUAAAUUCGGAGCUCACUUAACUACUGUGCUUAUUAUCCAGGGGCCUUAGUCUGCUAUUAUAAUUGUGUCAGAAUGGUCGAUCACUGAGCAGUGCGAGAGGGACGGCGCUAUACAACCUACAUAGCUCCGUCCCUCUCGCACUGCUCAGUGAUCGACCAUUCUGACACAAUUGUAAUAGCAGACUAAGGCCCCAGGUGCAUAAAUGUGAUAGAAAUUAAAGAAGUAAGGAUGGUACAGGUUAACCCUUCCCGGGUGUAUAUCCCGUUGGAUCGCUCAACAUGAUCACACUUUAGGAUACCUAAUUUCUCAGUUUUUAUCACCAUGCCACCUUACUACUAUCAUAUUCGUAAUUUAGUGUUGUAUCCUUUCACUCACUUAGUAUCACCAACUAUUUGAAUUUUAAAAGUGUUCAUUACUAGAAACAUGUUUAACGUUAAUACAUGCUCCAAAACUUCCUUCGCGGUUUUCCUCAAAAACUGCAAUGCAAACAAAUAAUUCGUCAACAUUUGAAUUAACUUCGUGUUCAAAUAUGCCAGCUCAAACAAUUGACUUGAAAUAAAUAAUAAUAAUUACGUAAAUGUAUAAAAGUGAUGUAUUUCGUUACAAAAUCAGCUCGAUUAAUUAAUUAAGCUUUCAGUGUGUUGUAGGCCUGCUAAUAUUAAAGAUAAUUUGCAUAAAAUUAGAAUUGGUUCGCUAAAAACAAUGUUAAUUGUAUUGCCAUAAAGCUUUGAUCUCACGCGGGUUAAAUGGCAUAAUUGGAUGAAAUCUAACAUGUCUAGGUUAUAUAGAACAAAUUAUGCGAAUAAUGUAUGUUAUAGUAUAUUAUAUGGAUAUUAAAGAGUAUUGAUAUUAUUAUGACUAAAAAGUAUAUAAAUUAAUUAUUGUUUAAUAUCUUUGUUGUAUCUGGCUUUAGCGUUGUUGUUUCACAAGCGAUUUCAUGCCGUGAUUUGUCCGAAAACAGAUAAAUCUGGGGGCACGGUAGUGCCCCCGCCAAGUCGAGCAAAAAAAAAUCGUCUUAACAUCUCCCCUUGCCUUUGGUACACAAAUACCUAUAUGAGAUUCGUAAUGUAAAACAAACGUGUAUAAAUAUGUCUGAAAACUAGAAACUAAAGCAAGACUUUUAUUUGUUUAUAGUACAAAAUAUUGUUAUUCUUGACUAUUUAUUUCAUAUACGUACAAUUUCUUUUAACACUUGUAUUAUAUUAUUUUGUUUAGGUAUAUAAAAUUAAUAUAUGUCAAUGACGACAUAAUAUAAAAAUAGUUGUUACAAUAAAAUCCACAAAUGAAAUAAAAAUAAUAAAUAACAUAAAACCGAAUGAUACAACCAAGUACAAGUAAUUGGCCUACAAAGAAUUAAUGAUGUACUAUUUUUUUUUUAAUUUGUAAAUAUUGAUUUAGUGUAGCCGUAUGUUUUAACUGCCUGCAAUAACGAAUAAUGAUAAAGUUUUUACUUUUACUUAUUAUUUUUAAACGGACAACGUCAAUUCUAAUUAAAAAAAAAGAAAUGAAUUGAAAUCUUAAAAUAAAAAUAAGAAACCAGUUUUUAAAAUGGUAUAACAGUAAUGACAUAUGUACAAGGUCUCAUAAUUUCACUGCAAACAUGAAAUUAAAAAUAACAGGAAUAAUGCAUAAUGAAAUUAAAAUCGGCCGCCAUAUUUGUUUAAAUGUACAGACAAAGCAAGUGAUGUCCCCAGUAGCUUAAAAUUAUGUAAUAAACGAAUUUUGUAAUGCAACUUUAGAGAUCGUUUUGCCAAAAUUUAUUGUUGUUAGAUAUUAUUAUUAUGUGUGGUGCUUAAGUUAUUAUUGUGUAUAUUAUUAAAUAAAUAAAUGUUAAUGAAAGACACAUUGAAUGUUGUACAUAAUCCACUGUUUGUAUAAUAGUUAUGGAUACAUAAUCUGGACAUAAAGAUAACCGAAUUUAAUAAGAAA